AUGCAGCUAGUAGACUGGCUGGAUGACUUGUGUGUCCGCUUCAUUAUCAACCUGCCUCAGGAAGAGCUCGAAAGCGUUGCGCGCAUCUGCUUCCAGGUCGAGGAGGCCCAGUGGUUCUAUGAGGAUUUCAUCCGUCCCACUGACCCCUCCCUUCCCUCACUCAACCUGAGGGACUUUUGUCUUCGCAUCUUCCAACACUGUCCGCUGCUCUCCACCUUCUCCGACUCCCAACACACGGCCGCCUACCAAGAGUUCCUCGCCUACAAGACCCGCGUGCCCGUCAGAGGUGCCAUCCUACUCAACCAUGACAUGGACCAGGUAGUCCUCGUCAAGGGCUGGAAGAAGAGUGCCACAUGGAGUUUUCCUCGCGGAAAGAUCAACAAAGACGAGCCAGAUCUCGACUGUGCCAUUCGUGAAGUCUGGGAAGAGACGGGCUACGACAUUGCUGCUGCUGGUUUGGCCAACGACGACCAGAAAUAUAUUGACGUGACCAUGCGAGAACAGCAUUUACGAAUGUUUGUCUUCCGUGGUGUCCCUCUCGACACCUACUUCGAACCAAAGACUCGCAAGGAGAUCAGCAAAAUCGCUUGGUACCGCUUGACUGAUCUGCCGUCAUACACCCACAAGAAGCAUAACAAUCGCGUCAUCUCCCAUCAGCACGAUGGCAACGCUGACCAGGGCACUGUAAGCGCCAAUAAGUUAUAUAUGGUUGCUCCCUUCUUGCCUCCGUUGAAGAAGUGGAUUAAUCAGCAGAAAAAA
This is a messenger RNA of Aureobasidium namibiae CBS 147.97, 759 nucleotides long. Its product is annotated as DCP2-domain-containing protein. Gene Ontology annotation, cellular component: P-body; cytoplasm. The record is from RefSeq and is a predicted model, not a curated record. Lineage: Eukaryota; Fungi; Ascomycota; Dothideomycetes; Dothideales; Saccotheciaceae. Gene Ontology annotation, molecular function: RNA binding; 5'-(N(7)-methylguanosine 5'-triphospho)-[mRNA] hydrolase activity; manganese ion binding. The transcript has 2 exons. Gene Ontology annotation, biological process: deadenylation-dependent decapping of nuclear-transcribed mRNA; nuclear-transcribed mRNA catabolic process, nonsense-mediated decay. The annotation marks the transcript as partial.